UAACGUCAGUUUUCUUUUGGAGUGUUUAUGUGGACUAUCUUUCUCUGUCCUUUUACUUUUAACCUUCUGUAGCUUUAUUUUAUUUUAACGUUUUGUUUUGACAAAUUUUAAACCUAAGGAAAGGUUAAAAGAAUUGGCCAAUAAGCAUCCAUAUACCUAUCACCUAGAUUUACCAAUUGCUAACAUUUUGCCACCUUUGCCUUCUCUCUCUCUACACAUUUUUUAAAAUAAACGUUUUAUUUUGGAAUACUUUUAAAUUUAUAGAAAAGUAGCAUCUAUUGUACAGAGAGUUCUUGUACACCCUUCACAGUUUCCCCUCAUGUUAACAGAUGUCUUAUAUAGCCUUGGUUCAGUUGUCAGAACUAUACAAUUAACAUUGGUAUUUUACUAUUAACUAAAUUAUAGCUAAAUUAUAGGUUUAUUUGGAUUUCACCAGUUUUUUGCACGGAUGUCACUGAUGUCAUUUUACUAUUUUACUAUUACAGGAUCCAAUCCAGGAUACCAUUUUGCAUUUAGAAUAUACUUUUAAAAAAUUCUGAACCAUUUCACAGUAAGUUGCACACACUAUGACACUUCACCUUUUAAUACUUCAGCUUGUAAUUCCUAAGAUCUAGGACAUUCUCCUGUAUAAUCACUAUACGUGUGUGUGCGUGUAUACAUAUUUUGCUCAAGAAAUUUAACAUGAUGCAGUAAUAUUAGGUAAUAAGCUUUCCUAAUAAAAAUGAAGUAAUAAAAUUUCCCCAUUAACUCAUCAAUAAUUCUUUUUUAAACUUUUAAGAUCUAAUCAGAGAUCAAGCAUUACAUUUUGUGGUUGUAUCUCUUGACUUCCUUCAAACAUAAGACAAUUUCUCAGCUUUCUUUUCUUUUUUGAUAUUUCGUGACAGUAACGUUUUUGGAGAUUCCAUGGCAAUUGUUAGUAGUUUGUCUCACAAUCUGGAUGUGUCUGUUUUCUCAUUAUUAGAUUCAGAUUUAAAAUUCUUGGCAAGACUGGCUACAUGGGUCUUGUUUCCCAUUGUAUCACAUCAGGAUUGAUAUAUUGAUAUAUUGUUGGUGUGUUCCCGUCACUGGUUAAAGUAGUAUCUUCAGAUUUCCCCAUCGGAAAGGGACUUUUUCCCUCUUAUAAUUAAUAAGGUGAUUAUUUUGAGACUAAUGUGAAUAUGCUAUUUACCUACAAAGUUUGAUGAAAUGGCAGCAUUCAUUCGUCAUCUUUCUGCCAUUUAUUAUUACACUGUUAGUUAUAAUAAGAUGAGGUCUUAAUUUUGUCAUUUCUUUUACAUUUAUUAGGUAUAGUUCUUCUGUAAAGUAGAGGUUUCCCUUUUGCUCUCAAUUUUUUUCUUUCAUCAUUGUUUUCAAAUCACUGUGGACUGAUGGAUUCUUUUUUUUUUUCCAUGCAUGCUGUAAUCUCAGUAAAUUUACUCAUUUGGUCUAUAGUGACUUCAGAAUUACUAAUCCAGUACUAUUAUUAACAACAAAUACACUAAGUAGAGUUUAGGUUUUUUGAAUAAGUAAAAUACACAGUUCAAAAGUCAAAACUUGAUCCAUUUAGAGAAUUUUUACUUUCUUGCACCAUAUUUCCUCCCCUGCUCUAUGGCUAACCAUUCUCCUUAGUUUCUGCAUUGUCUUUCCUGUAUUUCUUUUUCCAAAAAAAGCAAAUGUUUAUAUGUACUUCUAAAAAACUGAAGUAUAGUCGACAUACAAUGUUGUACUAGUUUUAGGGGUACAAUAUAGCAAUUCAGCAAGUCUGUAAGUAGCUACCAUCUGUCACUAUACAGCACUAUUACAGUCUCACUGACUAUAUUCCCUGUGCUGUACCUUUCAUCCCUGUGACUUAUUUUUUCCAUAACCGGAAGUCUGUAUUCCCCACUCCCCUUCACCCAUUUGUCCAUCCCUUCACCCCCUGCCCUCUGGCUACUAUCAGUUUGUCCUCUCUCUAUAUGUACUUUAAUUUCUCUUUUCUCAGAGAAAAAGCAUGUUAUAUAAUUAUUUUACACAUUGCUUUUUUAAGUUCACAUAGCUUGGAUAUUUUUUCACCUUAAUUCAUAGAGAUCUUCUUUCCUUCUCCUCCUCCUUUUCCUCCUGUCCCCCUUCUGUCUCUUCUUUUCUCCCCACUUUGUGUCAUACUGUUGUAAAAGUGUACCACAAUUUAUUCAACUAGUCUCCUAUGGAUGAGCAUUAAGAUUGUUUCUGAGCUUUUGCUGUUUUAUAGAUUUCGUGUAGAAUUAUAUGGUGAGCAACUUUGUGAUAUGUGGUUUUAUAUUUGUGGCGGUGUAUCUUUUUUUAAGAUUUUAUUUUUAAGUAAUCUCUACACCCGGUGUGGGGCUUGAACUCAGAAACCCGAGAUCAAGAGUCGCUUGCUCCACCGACUGAGCCAACCAGGCGCCCGUGUGGAGGUGUAUUUUAAGAGUAAAUUUCUAGCAGUAGCCUUGUAGGUCCAAGGGUAAAUAAAUACGUAAUUUUGUUAGCUUAUAAUCUGGGCAGAAAGGCAUCUUGGGCAGAAGGUGGAGCACGUAUGAAGGCUCUGAGGCGCGGACAUGCAGCUGGCGUGCUGAAGGAACUUCACAGAGGCCACAUGAAGAAACAGAGGUGAGAAGCGGCCCGCUGAAGAUCCUGUGCGUUCGUGGCAGAAGUCAACUAGAGCCCUGGCCUCCAUACUGACCGCUCAUCGCAACACACUUUCUACAUUUUUUUUUUGUAAGCAGGUUCCACGCCCAGUGUGGAACCCAUCAUAGAGCUUGAACCCAUGACUCCGAGAUCAAGACCCGAGCUGAGGAUAAGAGUUGGACGCCUAAUGGAUGGAACCACCCAGGUGCCCCGCGACACACUAAACAAAGAAUGCAUACACGCAAAGUAGGAAUGUGUUUGUCCAAGGCCGGUGUUGUCAGGGCUGUGAGGGGAGGGAGAAGCUGAAGCAGAGCAGAGUGACGAGACUUGACCGGUGAGGCGGAGCAUGAAGGAUGGUUAGGACUGGAGUAGCAUUUGAAGCAGAGCGGUCCACUUCCCCGACUCUAGAACUCGGUGCGGGUAAGGGUUUGGAAGCCAAAACAAGUGUGUGCUUGUUGAGGAGAAAAUGCCAGGAAUGGAAUAUGUAUCUGGGAGAAAUGAAGGGAAAACUGGAAGCAGGUUAAGUAAAUUGGGCCUUACAAGCAAGGUCUUGGAUUCCAGGAUGAAAUUUGAAGUUGAUUUGUCUGCAGAGUCAGUGCAGAUAUUUGAUGUGGGAAUGAGGUAGUAUGGUUUUGUGUCUUCUCUAGUUGGUGGUCAUCAAUGUGUCCAUCUCUUUUUGUUGGAGAAAUUCAUUCAUUUAGUUGUUCUAAUGACUAUUUAUUGGAGAUCGGCGUGCCUGGCUCUGGUAGGGUCUCAGUGUUAGCCCAUACUUGCUUACGCUGUUUCCUCUCCUUGCUGUUUUUGGAUAUAACUUCAUCUCUGUGGAAAACACUCAGAUGCCACCCCAGAAUUGCAGGACCAAUUAAGUUUUCUCAUUGUCCACUGCUAGGCUUACAGCUUGUUUGGUUAUAAGGUGGGAACCCCUUCUCUCACUUCCAGAAAACAAAACAACAGGAGAGGACAUGAUCCUUGCUCCUAAGGGCUUAGCAAUGUGACAAGGGAGUACUGCCUCCAUUUUCACUUUGGAGGACUAAAUGGUAAUUUGUUCUUCUAUCCCUCGUUUUCCUUAUCCUGGGGUUCGGUCUAGAGCUGUGCUGUGCCGUAGUUCAGCCACUAACCACAUGUGUCUAGAGCACUUGAGAGGUGGCGAGUCUGAAUUGAGUUGUGCUACUUGAAAGUGUAGAGCAUGCUUUCGAAGACUUAGUAUGACAAAGAGAAUGUGAACUAUCUCAGUAAUAAUUUUCUGUUGAUUACAUGCCGGAAUAAUGCUUUGAAUAGAUUGUGUUAAAAUACAUUAAAAUAAACUAUCAUUUUUUUACUUUUUAAAAACAUGAAAUUUAAAAUUGCAUCUGUGGCUUGCAUUAUAUUUCUGUUGGACGGUGGUCUAGAGACUUGAUGAAAUUUAGGUUAAACAUUAUUUCGUAUUUCAUCGUACCAAGAGGUACAUAAUACAAGUUUGUCCCACUAUUAGUGAUACUAAAUUUGGUAUUUUGGAAAACUAUAUUUUAAAGAUACAUUUUGGUCACUUUCAGAACUUUCUAUUAUAAAGGUGUGUGUGUGUGUGUGUGUGUGUGUGUGUGUGUAUUUUUUUAAGGUAUGUGUUUUUUGAAAUCUCUUCCAGAAUUUUUGUUGUAAUGAUACUUAAAAAAAAACAACACUCAGAACUUCCCAUUUUAAAGAUAGAUUAUGAGUAUUUCUGGAACUCUCCAGAGUUAAGAUACAUUUUUUUCUUUUGCAGUGAGAAAUCUGUGGAGUGAUAUUUUGGCACCUUGGGAACAUCCUGUUUCCAUUCUUUUUAACCUAAUCGUUUUAGUGCCCCUUCAGGAUCCUUUCCUGAAUAAGCUAUGUUGGAUGCUAUUCAACGUGAUGAUUUUUAAAUGCUAUUAUUUCUUUUUCAUAUAAUUGUCAUUCUUCUGUAAAGAAGAACAUUCCUUUUUCUUCUUUCGCUUUUUCAUUUUAUUUUUAGGUGAAAGAGCUAUGUGGCCUACAGCUUAGUCGGUUCAUACAAUAGAUGUUUGAUUAAAAAAGUUAAGUACAAAUGAAAUUUUAAAAUCUGGAUUCAGCUCUCAUGGACAAUGGUUGUCCACUCCUUAAAGGAAUCUUAUUGUAAGUCUUUCUUUGCAAAGGUAGUAAUCAUCUGUUAAUUUUUGUUAUCCUUACAAACUUGAAUUUUCACAUAUAGCACAUUUGUUCAACAAAUUACUGAAUGCUUAUUCUGUUUUAGACACUGUGUUAAGCACUUAGAGUUGGAAUGGUAAGCAGAAGAAACAUGGCUGUCCUUUAUGUAGGACGCAUCCUUGUAGAUGAGGAGACAGACUUGCCCAGAACCCAGUGAGUGAAUGCAAUUAGGAAGGUGUAUCUGAAGAAUCUUGAUUUGGGAGAUAUUAAUAAAGGCUUUUUUUCCUCACCAACCUGCUCAAACGCUUUGAAAUUCAGAUCCCUCCACAGUCAUUCCCCGUGGGUCUGAUGUGAAGAACAUAUAGUAUAGUUGGCAAUUCCCUGCUGUUGCCUCUCUCAUGUAACCCUGAAUUACGACUGUAGACCUCUUCCCUCAAUUGCAAUUUUUUCUCAAGUUUUUUUCCUCUCUGGACAUUUUCAGCAUUGCUGGGGUCCACAGCUCCAAAAAGCAUGUCUUAGAGGCAGACUUCAGAGACUCCUAAUACCCUGAACACAGACAUGUCCAGUUAGAUGUGUAUGUGUCUUUAAAGAAAUAAGAUGUCUGUUAGUUACAGUGCUGUGACUUCAGGUUCCAGAAUAUCAAUGCAACAUUCUUUAGAAGAGAUGCUUCACUUUGGAUGGAAUCUAAGUUUAGAAUUAGUCAGCCUCUUGUCAAAGGGAGAAGGAGAGCCCUAGCAACAGGAAAACACCUCUCUAUGAAUUGGUUUGGAAAUUACUUCUCUAAAUUUCCUGAGGAUGUUUCCUUACUCAGCGUACACUCACCUCUGUUGCUUUCACUCAUCUCAUCUGAAGAUGAACAACAUUUUAUUUCCAAUGUGAGGAGCCAUGCACCAGCCCAGGCUGUGGUGAAGCAGCCUGUCCGGGGAGCCCCUUGCAGGACCACAGUCACAGCGAUUGUCCAGACUGGGGGAGACUGGAGCACCGGCCUCUUCAGUGUCUGCAGAGACAUGAGAAUCUGUUUCUGUGGUCUGUUUUGUCCAAUGUGCCUUGAGUGUGACAUCGCCAGGCAUCAUGGAGAGUGCCUUUGUUGGCCAUUGUUACCCGGGUCCACCUUUGCACUGAGAAUUGGCACCAGAGAGAGACAUAAAAUACGGGGCACGCUGUGUGAGGACUGGUUGGCGGUGCACUGCUGUUGGCCCUUUUCCAUCUGUCAGGUGGCCCGGGAACUCAAGAUGAGGGCCUCCCGACUCUACGAAAUCUAUGCAGCUCCUUCAACUAAGGAUAACCUUAUUUGACCGAGCAAGGAAACUCCUCCUCCUUACCCCCUCGCCCUCCUUUCAAACCCCUCUUAGAAGAGAGAUUGUUCUUAAGCUUUCAUGGAAAUAGUAUGAAAAUAAACAAUUUCUCCCCUACUGUCUUUACUGUUGUUCUUUCUUCGCACACACCUCCACUGAAGUCACUCUGGCAUUUGUCUGGAUCUGCAGUUCUGGCCUCGCCACAUAAGGCAGGUUCUCAAGGUGACCUUGUGCCUUCUACACCUGCCUGGUGUUGGAGAAGGUUGCAUUUUCCCCCAUCUUGGUACCACCAUCCUUCCCUGGGAA
Molecule: messenger RNA, 6320 nt
Organism: Ailuropoda melanoleuca (giant panda)
Lineage: Eukaryota; Metazoa; Chordata; Mammalia; Carnivora; Ursidae
Gene: PLAC8L1
Product: PLAC8 like 1
Exons: 4
Coding region: 5397-6014 (205 amino acids)
Source: RefSeq, a predicted model, not a curated record